Messenger RNA from Striga hermonthica, 509 nucleotides. NCBI's taxonomy places the organism in Eukaryota, Viridiplantae, Streptophyta, Magnoliopsida, Lamiales, Orobanchaceae. The record is from the annotation of a GenBank genome assembly.
AACAGCACCUUCCACCGGCGAGCAGUUCCAGCACCUCCACGUCAAGCCCGUCCAUCGUAGCUCGAGCUCGCGGUUCACAGCUCACAGAUCCGGCGAGCUUUCCUUCAUCCGGCGACAGCAAGCUCGCAACCACCAGCUUGCCGCCAUCUCCUCACAGCUCCGACGGCCAACGACCUUCUUCCAGCAUGCCCCGACGAGCUCCGCACCCCCUCCGGCGAGCCCAGAACCGCCGUCGUCCUCCUUUUACGAUGAGCAGGCCAUCACGACGAGCUCAGCAGUCAUCUUCCUCAGCUCUGUUUUCCAACAACAUGAACCAGCGCCAUACACGUUCAUGCGACCAGCAGCAGCUCGGUGUCCGUACACCUGCGAGCCAACAUCUCUGUGCCCGUAUGCGCGCAGGCCACUACAGCCAAGCUCAAAUCCGCACCACCCGUGCACGAGCUGCGCCUAAACACCUCGGAUCCGUGGCCAGCUCUCCAGAACAGACCCAAAUUUCCGGUCACAACCCG